AUGUGGUUAAAGGACGGAGAUCUAAAUACGAAAUUUUUCCACGCCUCCACCAAACAACGGCGAGCGAUAAAUCGAAUUGUGGGACUUCAUAACGAGGCUAAUGUCUGGGUGGCUGGAAGAAAAGAGAUAAAGACAGUAGCGGUAAACUACUUUGAUAGUCUGUUCACGUCCACUUUACCGGUGGACUUUACGGGAGUCCUAGAAAAUGUAUCGGAGCGGAUUACUAUUCCGGAGAAUGAGGUUUUAAGGCGUCGCGCGACAGAAGCAGAAGUGCGGGAGGCCUUAUUCAUGAUGCAUCCAGAGAAAGCGCCAGAACCGGACGGAAUGAUGGCUUUGUUUUUUCAACGUUCUUGGCAUAUAGUUAAGGAGGAUGUCCUCACCAUGGUUAACGAUUUUCUUACAUCCGGCAAUUUCGAUGAAAGAUUGAACAUGACCAACAUUUGCCUAAUACCAAAGACAUCACGGCCCACUAGGAUGACAGAAUUGAGACCCAUCAGUCUGUGUAAUGUGGGUUACAAGAUUAUCUCAAAAGUCCUCUGCCAGAGACUUAAAGUGCUACUACCAAGAUUGAUAUCAGAGACUCAGUCUGCUUUUGUUCCCGGUCGACUGAUUUCGGAUAACAUUUUGAUAGCCCAGGAGAUGUUCCAUGGAUUGCGGACAAACAAGUUUUGCAAAGGAAAGUUCAUGGCGGUAAAGACGGAUAUGAGUAAGGCUUAUGACCGAGUGGAAUGGCCUUUUGUGGAAGCCCUAAUGAGGAAGAUGGGCUUUGCAGAACAAUGGAUUGUGUGGAUGAUGCGGUGCAUCACAUCAGUAAAGUAUAAGGUAUUAAUUAAUGGCCAACCAAGAGGUCAAAUCACACCUCAUAGAGGACUCCGACAAGGAGACCCCCUAUCUCCGUAUUUAUUCAUUUUAUGCGCGGAAAUAUUAAUAACAAAUCUGAAGAAAGCGGAAGAAAUGAAGAGGAUUACUGGGUUGAAGGUAGCCCGGGCAAGCCCAGCGGUUUCCCAUCUGCUGUUUGCAGAUGAUAGUCUUUUUUUCUGUAGAGCUACUAGUGAAGAGAGCCGGGUACUGUUACAGAUUCUAAAGGAAUAUGAGGUUACAUCGGGACAACAAAUAAACUUUGCAAAAUCCUCGGUACAAUUUGGACAUACGGUGGAUACGGGAGUACGUGCCGAGAUUCAUCAAAUUUUGGGGAUAGGCAACGUCGGUGGGAUGGGACAAUAUCUUGGAAUACCAGAGAGUAUGGGGGGAGCUAAAACGAAGAUCUUUAGCUUCCUGAUUGACAGACAGCACAAACGGAUUAACGGAUGGAACUCAAAGUGGUUGUCAAAAGGGGGAAAGAGUGCGGUGUCAAAUUUUUGGUGGAGUAGUACGGGGCAGACACGAGGAAUGCAUUGGCUGGCCUGGAAAAAACUCUGUCGACAUAAAAACGAUGGAGGUCUGGGUUUCCGAGUGAUUGAGGAUUUUAAUACCGCCUUGUUGGCGAAACAGCUGUGGCGCCUGAUGGAUAACCCGGAUUCUUUAUUUUCACGCGUUUUCAAGGGACGGUAUUACAGGAAUACAACUCCUUUGGAACCCAUUAAAUCAUACUCGCCUUCCUAUGGCUGGCAGAGUAUUAUCUCGGCUCGACCUCUGGUAAACAAAGGGCUUAUUAAAAGGGUUGGUUCUGGAACCUCUAUAUUAGUUUGGGGGGAUCCAUGGAUUCCAGCUUCUCGCCCGAGGCCAGCCAUGGGAAACGGGGUUCAUUUUUACCCUCAUCUUCGGGUAAGUGAAUUAAUGACACCCGGAACAUUAACGUGGAAUCUUCCACUAUUAAAUCAACUUUUCGAGAGUAGUGAUGUUUCUACAAUAAUGGGGAUACCGACAUCAAGGGCCGGCAGACCGGAUUCCGUGGGAUGGUUUUUCACGAAAACGGGACGAUAUACGGUCAAAUCGGGGUACGACCUGGCGCAACAAAUCCACGAGGAGGAUAGUAAUGUGCCCAUUGGGCCAGAUAUACGGCGGCUACUAGCACACGCGUGGAAAGUAAAGUGUACACAAAAGCUUCAACACUUUAUUUGGCAAGUUUUAACGGGAUGCAUAUCUGUAGGGGCACGACUAAGAAGCAGGGGAAUGCAGGUCGACCCACAGUGCAUGCGAUGUGGGAUGGCUCCAGAAACCAUUAAUCAUCUAUUAUUCGAAUGCCCCCCGGCAUUACAGGUGUGGGCUUUAUCGCCAAUCCCAACGGCUCCCAACCGAUUCCCGACGGGAAGUUUGUUUACAAAUGUAGCUCAUUUGUUUUGGCAUCUACCAGAGGAUGACAGGAUGGGGAUGUACCCUUGGUUGAUUUGGUUCAUUUGGAAAGCCCGCAAUGACAAGGUUUUUUCUAAUGAUGAUUGGGAUCUCAAUGAUACUAUUAACCUGGCGGCACGAGAGAACAUUGCAUGGGCCAAGGCCCAGGAAAAACGAGGGGGUGUGUCCCUUCAAGUUGGAUCAUCAGUGGAUACCCUGUUUCAGGGUGAUAUAUGUCAGGUGGAUGGAUCAUGGAAAGCUACCGAACCACGGGCGGGGCUGGGAUGGUAUAAUUAUAAUACCAACACAGGAGAAAAACUUUUGGGCACCUGCAACUUAAGACGUGGACUCUCGCCCCUGCAAGCAGAGGUUGAGGCACUCCUAUGGGCUAUGCAGUGUAUGCUAAGGCAAGGGAAACAAGUAAUAAUGUUCGAAACGGAUUGCUCCGACGUCGUCAAGAUGGUGUCUAGUCCGGAGGAGUGGCCAGCUUUCGCACCUUUGCUAGAAGAAAUCGACAUAUGUAGAAGGAGAUUCCCCUCUUUCUGCAUAGCGCACAUACCGAGAAAGAAGAACACGAAGGCAGACAAGUUAGCACGCAGUGCUCGAGCUCUACCUACUGAUGUGUAUUAUGUAAAUUCUGUUCCACCGGCUUGGAUCACUGAGUUGGUUUAG
Molecule: messenger RNA, 2943 nt
Organism: Microthlaspi erraticum
Lineage: Eukaryota; Viridiplantae; Streptophyta; Magnoliopsida; Brassicales; Brassicaceae
Source: the annotation of a GenBank genome assembly